Messenger RNA from Myiozetetes cayanensis, 940 nucleotides. RefSeq names its product zinc finger protein 692-like. The coding region runs from base 92 to 940 and encodes 282 amino acids. Lineage: Eukaryota; Metazoa; Chordata; Aves; Passeriformes; Tyrannidae. The transcript has 6 exons. The record is from RefSeq and is a predicted model, not a curated record.
CUUCGCCGCCAUCUCGGCGCGGUCCCCUCGGCGGCGCGUCCGGCGGCUCUUAAAGCGGGCACGGCCCGCGGUGGGGCCCCCUCGGCGCGGGAUGGAGCGCGCGGCGGCGGAGGAGCCCCCUGCCCAUGGCUGUGGGCGGGGGGGUCGCCCCCGUGCCCCCGAGGUGCUGCGGCGGCAGCGGCGCCGGGAGUUGGACGCGCGGCGGAGCCGCUGCCGGAUCCGCAUCGGGGGGCACCUGGAGCGCUGGUGCCGCCUCAAGGAGCAGCUCGGCUUCGCCCUGCACUCCCAGCUGGCCCAGUUCCUGCUCGACAGGUACAGCGACCCCGGCGGUGCCAGGAGCGCAGGGUCUCCGGAGCCGGGCCAGCUGCCGGCAGCGUCCCUGCAGCGCCUGGUGGUUCUGUCCCACGGGCACGGCCAGGAGUGCGGCUUCGUGCCCGACGUGCAGCCACGGGCGCCGGGCAGCGCCGCCCCGCUGGUCUGGGAGUGCCUGGCCGGGCACAGCUUCUCCUGGGGGGGCCCUGCCAGCCCCCCCCGGGACCCCCAGCCCGGCCAGCAGGGCCAGGAUCCCCCCCCAGCACCCAGAGCACGAAGGGGAACCCCGGACCAGGAGCAGGAGGAGCAGGAGGAGGGCACGGCCGGGUCACCCAGUGGGGACAGCAGGGCAGGAGGGGGGCACAGCGGGGCUGGGGGAACAGGUGAGUGCCCUGGGCCCCAGGUGCCCCCAGAGCCGUGUCCCGUGGCAGCAGCGGGUGGGAGCCCCCAGCCGGAGCAGAAGGAGCAGCAGGAACAGCAGAGGGGGGCUGAGCCCCAGGGGGAGAAGGAGAAGGAGGAGGAAGGUGAGGAGGAGGAGGAGGAGGAGGAAGGAGAGGAGGAGGAAGAUGACCUGGCCUACAGCGAUGACCUGAGGGACCAGAGCUACCACCCCUCCCCGGGCAGGUGA